Messenger RNA from Komagataella phaffii GS115, 1683 nucleotides. Its product is annotated as Glycolytic enzyme phosphoglucose isomerase. Bases 1 to 1683 code for a protein of 560 amino acids. NCBI's taxonomy places the organism in Eukaryota, Fungi, Ascomycota, Pichiomycetes, Pichiales, Pichiaceae. The record is from RefSeq and is a predicted model, not a curated record. The transcript has a single exon. Gene Ontology annotation, molecular function: monosaccharide binding; glucose-6-phosphate isomerase activity; carbohydrate derivative binding. Gene Ontology annotation, biological process: glycolytic process; glucose 6-phosphate metabolic process; gluconeogenesis. Gene Ontology annotation, cellular component: cytosol.
AUGCCGUCUCUAUUGCAAGAGGACAAUGCUACUUUCAAGCUCGCAUCCGAACUACCAGCUUUCGAAGAGCUAAAAGAGCUUUAUAAGUCAAAGGGAAAGAACUUUUCUGCCAAACAGGCUUUCCAAAAGGAUCCAGCCAGAUCUUCCAAGUUCAGCCACACUUUCAAGAACUUCGACGGGACUGAGGUGUUUUUCGACUUUUCCAAGAACUUGAUCGAUGAUGAGAUUCUCGCCAAACUGUUCGACUUGGCCAGACAGGCAAACGUCGAGAAACUCCGAAACGAGAUGUUUGCCGGAGAACAUAUUAAUGUCACAGAGGACAGGGCUGUUUUCCACGUCGCUCUGAGAAACAGAGCUAACCGCCCAAUGUACGUUGACGGCAAGAACGUCGCCCCAGAAGUUGAUAGUGUUUUGCAACAUAUGAAGGAGUUCUCUACGCAGGUUCGCGAUGGUACCUGGAAGGGAUACACUGGUAAGCAGAUCACUGAUGUGGUCAACAUUGGUAUCGGAGGCUCUGACUUGGGUCCAGUCAUGGUGACAGAGGCAUUGAAGCCUUACGCCCAGGAAGGACUGCAUGUUCACUUCGUAUCCAACGUGGACGGUACCCAUAUUGCUGAGACUCUAAAAUACUUGGAUCCUGAGUCUACUCUUUUCUUGAUUGCAUCCAAGACUUUCACAACCGCUGAAACCAUCCGUAACGCCAAUACUGCUAAGGACUGGUUCCUUUCGAAAACUGGUAACAAAAGUGAGGCAAUUGCCAAGCAUUUUGCUGCUUUAUCCACAAAUGCCGAGGAGGUCGCAAAGUUCGGUAUCGACACUAAGAAUAUGUUCGGUUUUGAAAACUGGGUUGGUGGACGUUACUCUGUGUGGUCUGCUAUCGGUCUUUCAGUUGCCAUCUACAUUGGUUUUGACAACUUUGAGGACUUCUUGAAGGGUGCCGAAGCCGUGGACAGACAUUUCCUGGAAACUCCUCUGGAGCAAAACAUCCCAGUUAUUGGUGGACUACUCUCCGUUUGGUAUACUAACUUCUUUGGAAGUCAGACACAUUUGGUCACUCCAUUUGACCAAUAUAUGCACAGAUUCCCUGCCUACUUACAACAAUUGUCCAUGGAAUCCAACGGUAAAUCUGUUACCAAGGGCAAUGUUUUCGCCAACUACAGCACCGGCCCUGUCGUCUUUGGUGAGCCAACAACAAAUGCUCAACAUUCAUUCUUCCAAUUGGUGCAUCAAGGUACUCAUUUGAUCCCUGCCGAUUUCAUUUUGGCUGCAAAAUCCCACAACCCUGUUGCAAACAACGCUCACCAAAUCUUGUUGGCAUCUAACUUCUUGGCUCAAGCCGAGUCUUUAUUGCUAGGAAAGACUGAAGAGGAAGUAGCUGCUGCUGGUGCUACUGGUGGUCUAAUUCCACACAAAGUAUUUUCAGGUAACAGACCAACUACAUCUAUUCUGACACAGAAAAUCACUCCCGCAACCUUAGGUUCUUUGAUCGCUUAUUAUGAGCACGUCACAUUCACCGAAGGAGCUAUAUGGAACAUCAACUCAUUUGAUCAAUGGGGUGUUGAGCUAGGAAAGGUUCUAGCCAAGGCUGUCCAGAAAGAUCUGCAGGAUGACAGUGCCAACGUUGAAGAAAGCCACGACUCAUCCACUGCUCAAUUGAUCAAGAAGUUCAAAGCUUGGGCUUAA